Messenger RNA from Trichoplax adhaerens, 678 nucleotides. RefSeq lists its product as uncharacterized. The record is from RefSeq and is a predicted model, not a curated record. The transcript is spliced from 7 exons. Gene Ontology annotation, cellular component: membrane. NCBI's taxonomy places the organism in Eukaryota, Metazoa, Placozoa, Uniplacotomia, Trichoplacea, Trichoplacidae. Gene Ontology annotation, biological process: transmembrane transport. The annotation marks the transcript as partial. Gene Ontology annotation, molecular function: ATPase-coupled transmembrane transporter activity.
UGGUUUGUAAGGCAAACUGCAGAACUCGAGAAUCAGAUCAUUAUGACAUCUGUGGAAAGAAUUAAAGAAUAUACGGAGAUAAAGCCUGAAAGUGCCAACACUGAAGUUACCACACCGAAGGAUUGGCCAAGUAAUGGUAGAAUUAACUUCGAACAUAUGUCAUUCCGUCACCAUAAGAAGUUGCCUUACGUUUUCCAUGAUAUAAGCUGUUCUAUUAAACCUAGAGAGAAGGUAGAUUCUAAUUCGAUAUCCAAUGUUGGUCUUAGCUUUCUUCGUGGUAAGAUUUCUGUGAUACCCCAAGAUCCAUCAUUGUUUGUCGGAACAUUACGUAGCAAUCUUGAUCCAUUUAAUGCCUAUGACGAUUCUCAACUAUGGAGAGCCUUAGAUGAACUUAGGAGUCUUGAUAGUAUGACAUACCGUUCUGUACUAAGGGCGAUACUCAAGAAGAAUAAAAUUUUAAUAAUUGAUGAGGCAACUGCUAAUGUCGAUUUCAGCACCGAUCAAAUCAUUCAAAAGUCGAUUAGAAACAAGUUUCGUCAUUGCACUGUCAUAAGGAUUGCUCAUCGACUAAAUACAAUAAUAGACUGUGAUCGAAUUAUGCUGUUUAAAGAUGGCCGAUUGGUUGAAUUCGACUCGGCAUUCAAUUUACUACAGAAUCAGAAUUCUCAGUUUUUUUAA